CUCGACUUUAUUCUCAUUGAGCUGUGACUGAACUGCUCAGAUACAGCGGCGUUAAGAGUACUCCUUCGCUGAGGUUUCUCCGAUUUCCAAGGCUUCUGGACCUGGCCGUGAACUCCGUGCCGAAGAUAGCUUAACUUGACUCAAUACAAAGCAGCUAGGACCGAAGAGGUAGAAGUCUGUUGACGCUCUGCUUCAUAUGAUGUCCUUGACCAGGGAUGCACGUCUUCAACAGCUUCUUCAGGGCAACGGGACCUCCUUGCUCGAACGUGCAUCCGCUUCGAUUGCUGUCAUUUGACCCGAUCAAGUAAACAUGCGUCGAGAAACCCGUUUAUUCUUGGCAUACUUACGUUUGGCGGGUUCUUUAGGUCACUUGGUUCAACCGUGCACAUGGCGGACUCGACGGACGAUGUGUUCCGCAAGAUGAUGUGUCCCUAUCAUACUCAUUGUUACAUCGCUACCUUUCGGUGACGACGUGGACCGUUGAUAUGGACCCGUGUCUUGUUUGUUCUCGUGGAUGAUUUUCGCACGUGCGUGUCGGGUAGAUAUGCUUUAAAGAGAGAACGGUGGCAUCGAAAUUCCGCGGAGGCUCUGCAACCAACAACGCCGCAAUGACUCGUUCGGGCAUCUUGCGUCUCAGCUGUUUGCUGUUGGUGAUUACAUCUGUCCUUGCACAAGUGAAAAUCCUGCAAUCAAAUGAUGAUGGUUGGGCGGUUGCCAACAUCCGAGCACAGAACACCGCUCUGGUUGCCGCCGGCUUCAAUGUAGUCCUUUCUGCGCCUGCGGAAAACGAGUCUGGUACUGGCUCUUCAGAUGCCGAGCCGGAGCCAUUGGGAUCUUCUGGGUGUGAGUUUAGUAGCUGUCCACCCAAUUCUCCCGCGACGGGUUCUGAUCCCAAUAAUCCCCGACUCAACUAUGUCAAUUCUUUCCCGGUCACCUCAGUUCGUUUCGGAAUACAAACUGCGGCUCCACCUUUCUUUGGCGGUACGGGACCUGAUCUCGUCGUAUCGGGACCGAAUGUAGGAAAUAACCUAGGCACAGUUGUAUUGGGCUCAGGAACUGUAGGUGCAGCAUGUGAAGCUGCGAAGGAAGGCUUUCCUUCUGUUGCCCUUUCUGGCGCUGGCGGAUCACAAGUUUCUUUCGAAACUCUUUCAACACCUUCAGCAUCGACGACGACCGCAAAUGUCUUUGCUUCUCUCGGAGUUAAAGUAGUGCAAGCGCUUCUUGCAGAUUGUUCCACUCCGAUUCUGCCGAGGGGUAUCACACUGAACAUAAACUACCCGGCCGCCACCGGAUCCUGCACCGAUCCCGAUGCAUUCAACUUUGUUUUAACGCGCAUCAACUCAGCGAGCGCUGGCACGCCAGCCGACGUCACCACGUGCGGGUCCGAUAGAUUGCCGACGGAAAACAGCGUCGUACAACAAUCAGGUUGUUUUGUAAGUGUCAGUGUAAUGAACGCGACAACAAAAGGAGACGUAGAUGCCUCAACGCAGGCAGUUGUGCUGAACAGACUUGAGGCGUUCCUUAGCUGUGCAUAAAAUGAUGGUGCGAAGUGAUUUAUAUGCGUUAUAUUGUCCAUCAAUGCUGCGUGUCCUAGUAGAAGCUGUUCUAAUCACUAUAGGUGACUCGAAAUCAUCAACAGGUCAAAGUUAUUCUAGGUGCUCCUGUGAGCUUGCAAGCCUAACAAGGGGAUCAAAUUCAAUUGAGAUCGCUUCCGGGUGCUAUUUUGUUCACAAGUCAAGCCGCGCAUGUACAGCAUGGCGUGCCUAAGAAGGAACCAAUACGGUAACUACGUUCAAUAUGACGUUACUGUAUCUCUCUUCUCAGCCUUUCUCAACGUGCGAGCGAGCAGGCAGUUCAUCGCCACGCUCCCGCGGCCGGUUUGUUUCCGCUGAAUAUGAGUAUAAAACAGCGAAUGCGGAAGGUUUAUUCCUUAUUCGUUUCAGAAUAACCCCUUCAAGCUCGCUUCGCGCCACGACCCAUUCCCGACGUUCGCGAGAUCGGCAGGACGGCUUUUCGUUGGAGAAAGUGGGAGAUUGAGAUAUAAGGCCGCUUUCUCUGUCUUGCUAUCCGCGAAGUGGAUUUAGUGCCCGCCC
Messenger RNA from Fomitiporia mediterranea MF3/22, 2093 nucleotides. RefSeq names its product acid phosphatase. Gene Ontology annotation, molecular function: nucleotidase activity. Bases 609 to 1535 code for a protein of 308 amino acids. NCBI's taxonomy places the organism in Eukaryota, Fungi, Basidiomycota, Agaricomycetes, Hymenochaetales, Hymenochaetaceae. The transcript has 5 exons. The record is from RefSeq and is a predicted model, not a curated record.